AUGGAUAAUGAGCAACAGUCAGUAAGUAGUGAUACCGAGUUGGAAAGUGGGACACAAAGUAAUGUUAGUGACGUAGUUCAGGAAGUACAAUGUGAGAAUCUGGGGGCAAAAGGACAAGAAAUGUUGCCAUUGCCACCCAGUGAUUCAGUUGAUAGCGGAAAUACUGUGCCAUCCGCAAGCACUGGACACGGACCAGAGAGUGGUGAGGUGUCAGAAGUGCAAUCAUUAAGAGUUAUGUUCGAGCGCAUGCUCAAUUUCCAAGCUGAAUUUGUACGUGUGCAAGCAGAGCGUGAUAGAGAACGUGAUGCUAAACAAGCAGAACGCGAUAGAGAACGUGAUGCUAAACAAGCAGAACGCGAUAGAGAACGUGAUGCUGAACAAGCAGAGCGUGACCAGAGAUUGGUAGCUGAAUUUGCAUGUAUGCAAGCAGAACGCGAUAGAGAACGUGAUGCUGAACAAGCAGGGCGUGACCAGAGAUUGGUAGCUGAAUUUGCCAAACAAGCAGAGCGCGAUAGAGAACGUGAUGCUAAACAAGCAGAGCGUGACCGACGCCUGCAUGAGAGGGACUUGCAGUUGAUGCAAACUUUAGAAGUUAUGCAAAGUGAGAUUGUUAGUUUAAAACAAAAAUAUGAAACCAUACCCAAAACGGUGCAAGAAUUAAGCGAAAGAGUAGAUAGUGUUCAAGUGGCUAACGCCAAUAUAGUAGAGGAAAUCAGUGUCCUGACUAAUAGGCUCGAACAACUAGAAAUUGACACAACUCAAGUAAUUGAGAACAAAGUGAUCGAACAAGUGCACAAAGUAGAAAAUGAAGUCAUAAAAGAAAUAGAUCAGAAAGUGCACGCCGCAAUUGAGGCCAGAGAUGUGGGCUCAAGUGCGGAUGUGCAAGAUCUAAAGAGGAUAGUGCACAAAGACAUUCCGCUGUGGCAGCGGAGUGUGGACCGUCGUCUUGCCGAGAUGGAGCUUAGCUUGCGGCAUGACGAGGCACGGGCGUAUGUCACGCCAGCCAGGUCCAACAAUGAUAGGCAUAUAAAUACUGCAGUAAAAAAUUGCGACUGCGAGACAGAACAGGCAACCAAUCAAGAGGACUAA
Molecule: messenger RNA, 1089 nt
Organism: Schistocerca piceifrons (Central American locust)
Lineage: Eukaryota; Metazoa; Arthropoda; Insecta; Orthoptera; Acrididae
Product: RNA-binding protein 25-like
Exons: 2
Coding region: 1-1089 (362 amino acids)
Source: RefSeq, a predicted model, not a curated record